CUAGUGCGGCAACGUAGCAGACGAUUAAUACACACAGGUGAGUUGUGUGGCUACCAUUUCUACCUUUACCUGGCGUGUCUGACGUCACAAACGCGGGCGCGUUCUCGACCGCAGUGCGAACAUGGCGUUCUCGCGCCUGCGAGCUUUUAAUAAACAAAUAAUCGCGAGUGCGGUGCUGUUAUUAUUAUUAUGUGUUGUGAUAACUGUGGCUCAAGACUAUGGCCGGGAGAGGUACCCUUAUCCACCGAACCCGCCGACGUACAAUCGCAAUCCGUACGCGUACCCGCACGACCCAUACAAUAGGCCCGAUCCGGGCGAUCGCGACUACCGUACCUUCUUCUACAACGGCCGCAGGUAUGGCCAGCAGGCGACGUCUUCCAAUAAUCGGGAAUAUCCCGGGGAUCCCAAUCGAGUUGGGCAGGAUGAACGAUUCCUCUAUGAUCAGCAUGGAAAUGUCGCCCCAAUGCUCCCUGGCAUCCUUGGAGGAUGGCGUGAAGAUAUCCAGGGUAAACUACGCGCGGAUAGUAUGAACAUCAACCGACCGCGGGACAUUACAGUAAAAACAAAACAUGGUCCCGUGCAAGGUUUCAAAGUCUAUUUAUACGACAACCCUGAUCCCGAUUCCCUUUACCGCUACGGUUCAGAAUUCAUUGAACGUGAAUUUGGUACCACCGAUGUAUUUCUGGGUAUACCAUACGCACAGCCACCAACACAAGAAGGUCGUUUCAAACCACCGCGUUGGCAUAAAGGAUGGCAACUUCUACAAGCAGUAGACUAUGGUCCUGCGUGCCCACAACCUGUCCAACACACCGGUGCAACCAAAGGAAUACGCGAUGUUAAUGAAGAUUGUUUAUAUUUGAAUGUUUAUACACCCACUGUGAGUGGGGUAUCGCAAAAAUUCCCCGUGAUGGUUUAUAUUCAUGGUGGGGACUUUGUUAAGGGUGCUUCCAAUUUAUUUCCAGCACAUAUUAUGGCAACUUUUUAUAAUGUUACUGUGGUGACUAUAAAUUAUCGUCUCGGAGUGUUAGGUUUUCUAAGUACUGGUGACAUAAAUUCACCAGGAAACUAUGGAAUUCUUGACCAGGCAAUGGCCCUAAAGUGGGUUUACGAAAACAUUGAAUAUUUCAACGGUGACAGAUAUUCUAUAACACUCUUUGGUCCAGGAGCAGGUGGAGCGUCUGCUGGUCUCUUAAUGGUAGCACCAGAAACGCGGCACAUCGUCACCAAAGUAAUAGCACAAAGUGGAUCAGCAUUAGCUGACUGGGCCCUCAUCAGUGACUUAUACAGAGCACAAAACACGUCCAGAGUGUUUGGACAAUUAAUAGGAUGCAGUAUAGAGUCCAGUUGGAAGUUAGUCAACUGUUUAAAACAUGGUCGAAGCGCAAAUGAUUUAGGAAAUACAGAAUUUCCUCCUCAUGUUGGACUAUUCCCUUGGUCACCUGUAAUCGACUGGAAUUUAACUAUGCCGUUUUACGAGGGGUGGAAUGAACGUGAUUGGCACUUUUUAAAAGAAAAACCAGAAGAUUUAAUAAAGCGCGGGGAGUUUAAUCAAGGAUUAAGCUAUAUGGCAACGUUAACAAUGCAAGAAGCAGCUGAUUUUAUUUAUAAAAACGAGUCCCUGGCAUCUACCUACAUAGUAGACGAGCAGUUUUUCGACCAGAAAGUCCGCGAAUUAGUCCUGAGAUACAAUUACACUCUAAAUCCAAACGGGACUUUUGAAGCUAUAAAAUACAUGUAUACAUACUGGCCUGACCCGCACAAUGUUACACAUAUACGUGAAAAGUACAUAGAAUUGCUCUCUGAUUUCCUUUACGUAGCACCGAAUGAUAAAAUGAUCAAAAUGUUAGUCGAGCGUAAAGUGCCUGUUUACAUGUAUGUACUCAACACGACUAUAGAAUCAUUUAAACCGGAGUUUUGGCGAAGGACUCCGCAUGACAUAGAACAUUAUUUACUCACGGGUGCACCUUUCAUGGAUGUUGAGUUUUUCCCCAAAAGGGAGCGAUUUGAAAGGACACAGUGGACGAACAACGAUCGAAAUAUGAGUCAUUUCUUUAUGAAAUCAUAUACUGAUUUUGCACGAUACGGAACGCCAUCUUUCACGCAAAUUUUGGGUUUGCACUAUGAGCAAGCAAUAAAUGGCCAAUUAAAGUACCUAAACUUGAAUACAACUUAUAAUUCUUCAAUUAUGUGGAAUUAUAGACAAACAGAGUCAGCCUUUUGGACGCAGUACCUCCCAACUGUGGUGGGGGUACUGGUACCAACCUUAAAACCCACUACAGAGUUCUGGUAUGAACCUAGCACUCCCCUACAAGUGGCCUUUUGGAGCAUGUCGACUGUUUGUCUCUUUUUGGUUGUCCUGCUGGUGAUUUGCUGCAUGUUAUGGCGUAAUGCAAAGAGAAAUCGUUUCUAUACGGGUGAGACUUUUAUGAUCCCCGAUGCAGACGCUGACAUGGGUAUCGAAAACGAAUUCACCGACAAACCAAUUCGUACGGUUUAUGCAAGCAGUGGUGGUGUGGGUUCGGUAAGGUCCAAUAGCGCUGCGACAUUCCGAAGUAACAGCGCGAUAUCUUUAAAGGAGCUGCCGGAUUACACCAGCAGCCCAAAUGGGGAAGCAGAACUACCUCCGAGACGAGGUACGCCCGUAAUGGGCACGCGGAAGACCUCAAGAAGUCGUACACAACUAGUGCAAGGUAUACCACAGACUGAUGUGUGAUUAAUUUGUUUAAAACUGAAUUGUUGGCCAUAUGACAACUUAAAAAUGUGUUCACCAAUCACCGUUCAUCGUAAAUUAUAAGGUUUUACAUUUUAAACACGCUUUUUGAGAAUUUUAUAAUUGAAAUAUUUUGUACAUAUAUACAACUAGUUUUAGGUUGAUUGUUUGUGCUUGUUUAUUGUAAACAAUUACAUUGUAAACCUGAGAGUGCAAAAUGUAAAUUGUUAUAUUUGUUAGAGAAGAAUAUUUUGUACAGAUUUACCUACUUUUGUUUCAAACAAAAUAGUAUUUGAGUUUCAGUAGUUUAGAUUCAUGUUGAAGUAUUUUUAGAUUGUAUUUCUUACAUUUCUUACUUUUAUAUGAUUCUAUUUGUGUAAGAAGCAAAGAACAAAUAAAUGUAUAACAGCACA
Molecule: messenger RNA, 3123 nt
Organism: Dalotia coriaria
Lineage: Eukaryota; Metazoa; Arthropoda; Insecta; Coleoptera; Staphylinidae
Gene: Gli
Product: carboxyl ester lipase-like protein Gli
Exons: 7
Coding region: 122-2713 (863 amino acids)
Cellular component (GO): tricellular tight junction; septate junction; plasma membrane
Source: RefSeq, a predicted model, not a curated record